GAAAAAGGAAGAAAGCAGAAUAAAUAAGGUCUAGACUUGGAAACCUUAAGGAUCUGGCUUGGCACGGUUUCCAGAGAGGAAAAUGAGUGUGGGUUACAUACUGUCAGUGUUUGUGAGGGAGCUGCCUGGUCCUGUUCUCUUUGCUGGGAUCUUUAUGCCCGUGACUUUGCUCCUGCUGCUGCUAAUUGUCUACUUCAGGAUCAAACUAAGAGAAGUUGAGGAGGAAAUUGCCAUGGCACAAGAUUCUAGGAAUGCCUUCACGAAUCACCGUGGCCAGUGGAAGAAACCCAGGAGAUCCAGAGAAAAAGAGAACAGAUACAAGAACUCAAGGACAUUUAAGAGAGCUUCACGUCUCAGGAAGCAAGCUUAAACCCAGUACUCAGCCCUGCAGGCUUAACAAUAACCAGCUGUAAAUAAAUACCAUACAUGAAAACAAAACUGGAGAGGAGAAGCCAGUGCUGUGCCAUCCUAAUGAAACAGCUGCUGCCAUCCAGAGUUCUUGCAAGCAGCUCUGAGCAGCCCAGCAGAGACCAGAGGCCUCCUGCAAUGAACUGCCUUGGGUCCCUUGUGUGACCCAGGAUUUGGGGGCAGGGACAGAGCCCUGCUCACCAGCCCCUCCCUGGCCUACCAAGGAGAAAGGACAUAACGAGCUCCUGAGAGAGCUGAGCUGGCACAUCCAAGGCAGGCAGCCUUAUGAAAUCGAGAUGCAUAAGUAACAAGCUGAUAUCAAGCACCGACAUCUGGGAAAUUGAAAAGGGUUUUGAAGGGGAAGUGACAUUUAUUAGCUUGUACGCUUCAGGAAAGACUGUGGGGUUUGUAAAGUGUUCUUUCCACAGAAUUUGGAAGCAAAAUGUAACAGUAGCGGGAAACAAAAGGAUUUCUCUCUGCUGAUCAAAAAUGCUGGAUUUUGAAACCAUGGAAAGAUUUAGUUAGUAUUCUGUAAAACAGCUAUUACUCUCCUUUAAGGACAAAUCAAAUGGAUGACUUUUGCAAAUAAACUGCAGAAGCAUGGAA
Messenger RNA from Melospiza georgiana, 1014 nucleotides. It is a transcript of the gene SMLR1, whose product is annotated as small leucine rich protein 1. The transcript has 2 exons. Bases 83 to 370 code for a protein of 95 amino acids. Lineage: Eukaryota; Metazoa; Chordata; Aves; Passeriformes; Passerellidae. The record is from RefSeq and is a predicted model, not a curated record.